This is a messenger RNA of Cladophialophora psammophila CBS 110553, 2418 nucleotides long. RefSeq lists its product as uncharacterized. Gene Ontology annotation, biological process: regulation of DNA-templated transcription. The coding region runs from base 1 to 2418 and encodes 805 amino acids. The transcript has 3 exons. Gene Ontology annotation, cellular component: nucleus. The record is from RefSeq and is a predicted model, not a curated record. Gene Ontology annotation, molecular function: DNA-binding transcription factor activity, RNA polymerase II-specific; transcription cis-regulatory region binding; zinc ion binding. NCBI's taxonomy places the organism in Eukaryota, Fungi, Ascomycota, Eurotiomycetes, Chaetothyriales, Herpotrichiellaceae.
AUGGUCGCCGCGUGUGAGGCAUGUCGAAGCCUGAAGAUGCGCUGUUCGAGGUCGGCACUGCCAGAGGGGUCGACCGACACGCAGGACCCAUGCGACAGAUGCAAACACCAUCGUCGUCCAUGCAAAGUGCCCACUCCUCGUCCUUCGGGACGAAAGCCAGGGUCUCGGGGACGCUAUCACGGUGUUGAAAAGGCUUUGCGCAAGAUUCAGACCGAGCUGAGGAAAGCAAAGCCACCGACGACCUCGUCAGAUUGGCCUGACCAGGCAAAUAUCCUUGGACUUCUAGGCCUUCCUGAAGGCAAAGAGGAGAUUUUGCAUCUCAUGCUGUCGAGGAAUGGCACUCAGAGUCACUCCGAACCGCAGAAUGAUGUUCCCGUGCCCCUUCAUGAUCCCGAGGAGGGAAUUGCCCCGGCGGUGUCCGGAGUGCCUGCAACCAGCACAACAUAUCCUCACGAACCUCCUCGCUUGGAUACCGUGAGCACCUCGCAGAGCCCACCAGGAAAUGCAUCACCCGAUGAUACGAGCGCAUCGGUCAGCAAUCCGCUGGGCCUCGUGGCUGACGCAUGCGGAGAGACUCACGACUUCGAUCAGCAAUCAAACGACAGCAUUCCGUCUCUCACAUCCGAGCCGGGAUCUAGUUUCAUCGCAACAUCAGGCGAGGCCGAGCCUCGGACUCUACCCCGCUAUCUUUUGAGGCGCCCUGGUUAUGUUUCCCUGGGCCUGAAGCUCAAUAGGAAGACGCUAGAAGAUGGUCUGGACGCCCUGUUCUCCCAGACUGCUCCCAUUUGCAAGUACUCAGACUAUUUCAAACCUUCUGAUGCGGCCAAGCAUCGGGAUACGGGUCCAGACUUAGACCCAGUUGAGUUGGGUUUGGUCUCUGUGGAAGAAGUCAAUUACCUCUUCCCUCUGUUUUUUGAGAGAUUGCAUCCCAUCAACGGUAUCCUCGAUCCUCUGUUGCAUACUCCAGAAUUCGUACAAUCUCGGUCUGCCCUAUUAUUCACCUGGAUCUUGGCCAUCUCAGCACAGUUCGAUCAUCACUCGGGGUCUAUUUCCAAACGGCUACGCAUUCACGGCGAACACUUGUCGAAACAAGUGUACGCCAAUGGAUAUAAAUCUGUUGAAAUUGCACAAGGCUACUAUAUUUCCCUGCUCUCUGCGGUGCCUGCUAACACGAUGGCCGAAGAACGAUCAUGGCUAUACACCAUUUACGCCUUUGGCGUCGCAGCAGAACUGGGCCUGGAUCGUGAAGCCCAAGCCCAUAGACACUUCAACCACGUAGCCGGAAUAGAGAAGAAUUAUCAAGCCUUGUCGCAUCAUCAUUCGGCGGUUGAAGCGUUCGAUGACAGAGACGACCCUCAUCAUCGAGAGGACUAUCCCCAAGAUGCAGAUGCGAUGUAUGCGGAAAGACUGGCACGCAACCGAGAGCGGACCUGGCUACGAAUUCUACUUUGGGAGCGAGCGCACAGUGCCGCCCGGGGCCGUGUCAGCGCAUUCCCGGAGACGGAACUGACCCGGAAGAUCGAGACCUGGCACCUUCACACAUUGGCUAACCCUGUGGACAAGUAUACUUGUGCAUUUAUCGUACUGCGUCAACACCUUGGCACGCUCCAGAAUGAACUCAAGCGACAGAUAGGCUGCCAGCACGCCUCUCGGCACUGGGUGAGAGAGCUUCUAGAUUCCAUAUUGGAGCCCUGGUGUCGCACGUGGCUUGAGACCCCCGAUGGACCCGCGCCGCCUUCUGCUCCGCACGUAUCCAACACCUUCCUUCGCUUUGUGUAUAUGCAUGGAAGACUGUGGACCUUGUCGUUAGCUCUUCAUGGAAUUGUCGAUGGAGGUCAGGACGCGGCAGCGAUCAAAGCCGACUGCUUCGAAGCCGCGGUAAAUUGCUGCGAGAUGGCGGUACAUGACCUGCUCGAGAUAGGUGAACCCAUCUAUUGCAUGCUGGCCCCAACGUGGGCAAUGAUCUCCUACUCGGCCGUUUUGGCGCUACGACUCUUUCCGCUCUUGUACGGCGGUAAGCAACCAGGCAAUGAAGUCGAACUUCUCUCCCUUCUAUCCCAGGUCGCGCUUCAACUUGAGCGAGCCGGCACCACCCCAUCUCACCGCUUCGGAAUCGCAGCCCUUCUCGGACAGCAUCUGUUUAAGAUCCUGCGGACCAGAGCGAAUGUGUUGAUCCGAGUGGCCCAAGUCGGUGCCUCUCAUUCACUUCCGGCACCGAGUCCCGGGUUCGAAAGUCAGGGGCUCGGCCAUCAGACCUCUCAAUCCGAUGCACAACAUUUCGACCCGUUUCUCUCGAACUCUGAUCCAUUUCUCACUCUACCUUUCCUGCCUGGAGGCGACGAAGACGAUGAUUCUGUUGAAGGCUUCCCGGAUGUCCUUUGGGACUGGGUUGGCCAUGGUUUUGUCGGCAUAGGAUGA